AUGUCGCGCGUUAAGAUGGAUCUGGCUUAUGCCAUUCUGAUGAGCCAAUGCACUGAAGGCACCUUUCUAUACACACCAGCAAGUGCGGACACGUUCCGUCCUGGCGCUUGUGGAUACUUCGAUGACACCGGACUCUGGGAGGACAUUGUAGAUCUCCGCGACUACCGACAACUUGCCAUGAAACAUUACAAAUGUCCACAAGAUCAACUUGUGACGAUGCUACAGGACCCAACAUCAAGUACUUGGGAUCCCCUAUCAGUGGAAAGAGACGAAGAGAAAGGCUUCAAGGUCAACGCUGGACUCUCUGGCGUGGCCGCUCAAGCCCCUGUUGACCUAGGAUUCGACGCUGAGAGAAAAAGAACAUCAGAUGCCGGCGCAAGCCUGAAGACCUUAGCACCCGUGGAGAACCAUAAAUUCAAUUCCGAGGCUGAAGCAGUCAUCAUGAAAUGGAUGGAAGACAAUCGCAAAAAUCUGAUUGUCAAACACGGGUCGCAAAUCGAACAAUUUGGAGUCUGGAUCAUUACCCAGACAUGGGUAACAGCAAAAUGCGAGAUAUCGAUGUGGAACAAGACUGGGAAGAAUAUAGAUGCUGGGACAGAAUUAGGGGCGACGAAUAUUGCAAAGUUCAAAGCGGAUGCUUCGAGUUCGAUCAGCUCUGGUGUCGACCAGGAGAAGCUAUGGGAUAAAGAGCCUGGAGGUUACGCCAUCUCCUUCAAAGGUCUCUGGUUUAGGCCUACGCGGAACAUUUUUAGCAGUGAGCUGGUGAAGAGAACCCCAAGAGAUGGGUUCCUCCGUAGUAACCGUGUUACACAUCUUGAAGUUGAUGGGAAUGGAGAAACACAUCAUGUGACUAUGAAAAUCAUGAAGACCGAGACAAUUGAGGCGCCGGUGGUGUUUGACGUCGAAACGGUCGGAUAG
Messenger RNA from Pyrenophora tritici-repentis Pt-1C-BFP, 918 nucleotides. RefSeq lists its product as uncharacterized. The record is from RefSeq and is a predicted model, not a curated record. Lineage: Eukaryota; Fungi; Ascomycota; Dothideomycetes; Pleosporales; Pleosporaceae.